Messenger RNA from Perca fluviatilis (European perch), 3335 nucleotides. RefSeq lists its product as uncharacterized. The record is from RefSeq and is a predicted model, not a curated record. Lineage: Eukaryota; Metazoa; Chordata; Actinopteri; Perciformes; Percidae. Bases 171 to 2876 code for a protein of 901 amino acids. The transcript is spliced from 7 exons.
GGUGUUUAACAGACCCGGAUGUAACAGAGCUACACGUUAGCUCCUCAGAUGCUAACAGUAGUUUCAAAGCUCGUCUAUAUGUGGUUAGCAUCUCUCCCGCUAGCUGUUAGCAUCUACAGUGAAGGGUCCUCCGUUACCGUGGAGACCGCUUGGACCACACUGAGGUUGCCAUGGCGAACAGGACCGACCCAAAAGCCUCGAGCCAAACCUCGUGUCCCGAGGAAGAACUGAGGAAGCCUGGCGGCCGGCGGCCUCGCCGGCGCGCUGCUGCCUUCUCGGCCGCUCUGAGUGGGCGGGGCCAGAGAACCAAGAGGCGGAGCCAGAAGGAGAAGGGGCGGAGCCAGAAGGAGAAGGGGCGGAGCCAGAAGGAGAAGGGGCGGGGCCAGAAGGAGAAGAGGCGUGGUCAGGAGGAGAAGAAGGAGGGUGUGACGGUGAAGCGAACGUACAGCGAUGGGAAGAGGCGCUGGGAUAAGAAGCAUUACUGCGUGUUCUGCCGGCGGCCGCAGGUGAAGAUCGCUCGCCACCUGCUGAGGAAACACUCCGACCAAGAGGAAGUGGCGGCCGCCAGCGCGCUGCCCACGGGCUCCAAACAACGCCACCUGCUGCUGGAACACCUGCGCUGCCGCGGAAACUACAUGCACAACAUCGAGGUGAUCAGACAGGGCAGUGGAGAGAUCGUCCCGUGGCGUCAGCCCUCAGAGGAAGUGGAUGCAAGGAACUACCUCCCCUGCCCCCUCUGCCUCGGUUUCUUCCUCCGCGCUGACCUCUGGAAACAUCAGGCGUCCUGCCGCAAGAAGCUGACCACUGACCCCUCAAGGGACCCCACCUCCACCACUGAUCCUUCAAGAGACCCCACCUCCACAGCAGACACAACCAUUGACCCCUCGAGGGACCCCACCUCCACUUCAGACACAACCACUGACCCCUCAAGGAACCCCACUUCCACAGCAGACACAACCACUAAUCCUUGCACCACUGACCCUUCAAGAGACCCCACCUCCACAGCAGACACAACCACUGACCCCACAGGUAAGUCGGCCUGUGAUCCAGCAGACAACGGGGCCACAGAGGGUGCACCUUCUGACCCCUUGGGAGAUAAGACCACAGCACACCAGACCGGGACCAAGCGGCCCGUGACCUCUGACCCCAGUGUGGAUCAGGAUGUGACCUGUGACCCCGGCGGGCCAGAGCUGCCCAGGAAGCGCAGCAGGGUCCAGGCUGCAGCGUCCCGCCUCCUUCCCAUUUCCAGCGGAGCGUCUGAGAGCUGCAGCGAAGUCCUGCAUCGCAUGAACCAGGACCACGUCUCACACCAGGUCAAAUCUGAUUGGCUGAUCUGUAAAUACGGAAACAAGUUGAUGGGGAACCAAGAUGGCAGCCAGAGGAGGUACGACUACGUCAGUCAGAAGCUGCGGGAGCUCGGCAGGUUCGUCCUUGCUGCUAUAUCUCUGGACUCUGGCGUUCGGACCCUGCAGGACCUUCUGGCUCCGGGCCGCCUCAGCCUGGUGCUGGCCGCUGCCAGAAAAGCUUCUGGAUACCGCUGGAGUCGCCCUCCGCUGGCCGUGAAGACCACACUGAAGACGGUUUGCGAGAUAGCCAUCGGAGAGAGUCUGCAGGACGGAGACUGGGAGGCUGCAGCCAAGACCACCGACUUCUACCACCUGCUGGGGAGGGAGUGGGACAACCUGGGGCUGCUGGACCCCGACCACCACACAGCCACUUCAGUAGAGGAAGCUAAGCUGAAGAAACGAUCGGUCCAAUCAAUAAGUGAGAAGUGUAAAGAGCCGUCUGACCCAAGACCAGAGGUUCCAGCACAGAGCAGUAAUCGACCACUGACCUCCAUGAUUCAAAUAGAGUCCAGACUGCAGACCCCGAUCACAGUCCCCGUUGCUCCGAGGAAGGUCCGACGUCGGCCCUGGUCGUCUGCAGAGAAGGAGGCAGUCUGGAGACAGUUGGGAGUCCACGUUCUGGUCCAGUCGGUGCCAGGGAAGGAGAUCUGUCAGCGCUGUCUGGACCUGGAACCGGUCCUCAGAGGACGACACUGGAAGGACAUCAAGAACCAGGUCCACAACCAGAUCCAGAGCCAAAAGAAGCAGCAGUUCCACGCCCAGAUGGACCUUCAAGACAACCAGGAACAACAAGAGCAAAUCCAAAAUCACAAGAAGCAGUACCAGGCUCAGGUAGACCAACACGGCACGGACCACAACCAGAAGAAUACCCAGAUGGACCACCAGGACCAGGACAACAUUCAGAAUCAGAAGAAACAGCAGUACCAUACCCAGAUGGACCUCCAGGACCUUGACAACAUUCAAAAUCAGAAGAAACAGCAGUACCAUACCCAGAUGGACCUUCAGGACCAGGACAACAUUCAGAAUCAGAAGAAACAGCAGCACCAUACCCAGAUGGACCUCCAGGACCAGGACAACAUUCAGAAUCUCAAGAAACUGCAGUACCAUACCCAGAUGGACCUUCAGGACCAGGACAACAUUCAGAAUCAGAAGAAACAGCAGUACCAUACCCAGAUGGAUCUUGAAGUUCAGAAAAAGCAGCUGUGCCAUGCGAGAAUAGCACACCAGGACCAAAUUCAGAUCCAUAAAAAGCAGCUGUAUCCAAUGGGCGAGCAUCGGGACACUUCUGUACUGACGGGUCCACAUUAUGGUUCUGAGGGGCCACAUCGAGCCCCGGGACAGUCCCUACUGGAGCGGGAGCCCGGUCUCAGUCCAUACCAACUCCCACACAGGACUCUGGGGCCUCACAUGGACCAGCUGCUGUCCAGAACCGAGUGGACGGACGAGUCUUUGGCCCAACACUACUCGGUCAGCAGGCAGCUGGACCGGAACCUGCAGCCCAAUCCACACUCUGGACAUGUCCACUUCUGAUGGACCGUACUAAUGACUGGUGGGGUGUAAUGGUUCAGGGUUAGGGUUCGGACUGGGAAGGAGGAUCUGAGCAGAGGUACAUAUAAAUUAAAACUAUCUCCUUACCAGGACAUUUGGUGCUCUUAUACGUCCUCACCUUACCUUCUGCUGUGCUCCUGUCAGAACUACUACGGCCACUAGAGGGCGCCGCCACUAGUAACUAGAUAUAGACCAUAGUGAUGCUGGAACCAACGAGUUAUAGGGGAGGAAUACACAUACCGUUACAACCUGAUAAUGACUGUAUUAAGCAUUUGGCCUCCAUUAGUCUCUGGUCUUCCUGAACAGCAUUAAAUAGUCCUCUCCCACAACAAACACUUAACAAGCUGUACAUGAAUUGUGUUCUAUUUAUUUAACCAUACGGACAUUUAAAAGUCACCAUAUGUAAAUGUAAAAUAAAUCUAUAUUAGUAGAGAGAAGAAA